AUGAGUGAUAUGCAAGAUGUUAUCGAGAAAGCAAGAGAAUUAUUAGGUGAGAACAAUGCUAAAGAAGCAUUGAGUGUUUUGAAACCUUUGAAAAAGAAACUUAAGAACCCUAAUGACUCUAUCUUACCUUUGAUGCAAAUUUUCAUCGAUGUUUAUCUUGAAAAAGGUGACGUUGAAAAAGCUUAUCCAAUAUUAUCCGAUGCAUGCGAAUUAGAUCCAACUGGCUCUAAAGGAGGUUCAGAAAAAUUCUUUACCUUUGGCCAAGUUACAGGUGGUGAAGAUGGUAUUAAAAUCAUUUACCAAGGUAUCGAAAAUAUAUCACAAGAGGCUGGCGAAAGUAUAAGUGAAGAGCAAUUAAACAAGAUUGUUGGCGGUCUUUUAUCAAUGAUUGAAAUUUGGAUGACAGAUUUAUGCAUGGAACCAAACGCUGAAUCUCAAUGUGAAGAAUUGAUUCAAAAAGCAAUGGAGAUCUCUGAAAACAGAUCACCUGAAACAUGGUCUAUGUUAGGAUCAAUCAGAAUAUCACAACAGAGAUUCUCUGAUGCUAGUAAUGCAUUUAUACAAGCUUGGGAAUACUUCGAAAUUAAGAAACAAAAUAUUGAAAAGAGUUUGGCUUCCAACGCCAUUGCUUCCCACAGAGAAUAUAUUGAAUUAUUACAACCAUUAUUGGCACUAGCUAAAAUGUGUAUUGAAAUGGGUUUAUAUGAAAUUGCUUUGAAAAUAAUUAGUGCCGUAAAGGAUAUUGAAGAAGAUAAUCUAGAAAACUAUUAUCUGGAAGGUUUUGUACAUUACUUGUUAUGUAAAGUCACACAGUUCAAAGCCACUAAAAAGGACAUAGAAAUAACAGCUGAAAACAUAUAUGAGUUUAAUGAACAUUUCGAAGAUAUAAGAAUAGAAAUAAACAAUCCUACGUUGUCAGAUUUAAUAAAUGACUCUCGUAUUGCGUUGACUUUUGUAGUCAAAUUAGGUGAAAACGUUGAUAAAGAAGAUAACGUUUCUCAGGAAUUAGUUGCCGGUGCUAACAAACUUUUAAAAGAAUUAGGUGGCGCUGUGGACAUUAACACAUUAAUGAGAUCUAAGAAAGGUGAAAAUGUAGAGGAAGCAGAUUUAGAGUUGGAUUUAGAAGUAGAGGAAGAUGAAAAUUAG
Tetrapisispora phaffii CBS 4417 is the source of this 1146-nucleotide messenger RNA. It is a transcript of the gene ACL4, whose product is annotated as Acl4p. Gene Ontology annotation, molecular function: protein binding. Gene Ontology annotation, cellular component: mitochondrial outer membrane. The transcript has a single exon. The coding region runs from base 1 to 1146 and encodes 381 amino acids. Lineage: Eukaryota; Fungi; Ascomycota; Saccharomycetes; Saccharomycetales; Saccharomycetaceae. The record is from RefSeq and is a predicted model, not a curated record.